Molecule: messenger RNA, 2152 nt
Organism: Suricata suricatta (meerkat)
Lineage: Eukaryota; Metazoa; Chordata; Mammalia; Carnivora; Herpestidae
Gene: SLCO1B3
Product: solute carrier organic anion transporter family member 1B3
Exons: 14
Coding region: 1-2082 (693 amino acids)
Biological process (GO): sodium-independent organic anion transport; transmembrane transport
Cellular component (GO): membrane
Molecular function (GO): protein binding
Source: RefSeq, a predicted model, not a curated record
AUGAUGGACCCAAAUCAACAUUUGAAAAAGUCAGCAGAGGCAACACCUUCAAAGAAAAGGGAAACUAGAUGCUGCAAUGGAUUCAAGAUGUUCUUAGCAGCCCUGUCACUCAGCUUUAUGUGUAAGGCACUAGGUGGAGUCGUUAUGAAAAGUUCCAUCACUCAGAUAGAAAAGAGAUUUGACAUAUCAUCUUCUGUUUCUGGCUUAAUUGAUGGAGGCUUUGAAAUUGGAAAUUUGCUUGUGAUUGUAUUUGUGAGUUAUUUUGGAUCCAAACUACACAGACCAAAAUUAAUUGGAGUUGGUUGCUUCAUUAUGGGAACGGGAAGUAUUUUGACUGCUUUACCACAUUUUUUUAUGGGAUAUUACAGGUAUUCUACAGAAACUCUUAAUAAUCCAUCAGAAAAUUUAACAACAAGCUUUCCAACCUGUUCAAUUAGUGAGAGUUUGUUUUUCAAUAGGACAUCACCUAAGAUAGUAGAAAAAGGUUGUGAAAAGGAAUCUGGAUCAUAUAUAUGGAUAUAUGUACUACUGGGUAAUUUGCUCCGUGGAAUUGGGGAAACCCCCAUAGUACCCUUGGGGAUUUCUUAUAUUGAUGAUUUUGCUGAAACAGGACAUUCUUCUUUUUAUUUAGGUACUUUGCAUGCAAUAUCAAUGAUUGGUCCAAUCAUUGGCUUUAUACAGGGAUCUCUGUUUGCUAAAAUGUACGUGGAUAUUGGAUAUGUAGAUCUCAGCAGUAUCAGAAUAACUCCUAAGGAUUCUCGGUGGGUUGGUGCCUGGUGGCUUGGUUUCCUUGUGGCUGGAAUAUUAUCCAUUAUGUCCUCCAUACCUUUCUUUUUCCUGCCCAAAAAUCUGGAUAAACCACAGAAACAAAGGAAAGAUUUAGCAUCUUUGCAUUUGCUCAAAACAAAUGAGGAAAGGAGUCCAAAGGCUAAUGUGACCAACCAUGGGCAAAAUGUUAGUGAAAACAUAACUGAUUUUUUCCAGUCCUUGAAAAGCAUCCUUACCAAUCCCCUAUAUGUUAUAUUACUAUUUUCAUCAUUGCUACUGGCCAGCAGUCAUAUUGGUGCUAUUACUUAUAUCUUCAAAUAUAUAGAGCAACAGUAUGGUCAGUCAACAUCUGAGGCUAAUGUUUUGCUUGGAACCAUAACCUUACCAACUAUUGCAACUGGAAUAUUUACAGGAGGAUACAUCAUUAAAAAAUUCAAAUUUAGCUUGCUUGGAAUUGCCAAAUUAUCAUGUUUUUGCACUGCAAUGUCCCUCCUAAUUCAGCAAUUUAAUUUUGCAGUAAUUUGUGAAAACAAACCAGUUGCUGGCCUAACAUUGACCUAUGACGGAAAUGAUCCAGUGUCAUCUCACAUAAAUGUACCACUUUCUUAUUGCAACUCAGACUGCAAUUGUGAUGAAAGUCACUGGGAACCAGUCUGUGGAGAUAAUGGAGUAACUUAUAUGUCACCUUGUCUAGCAGGUUGCAAAUUUUCAAGUGGCAAUAAAAAGCCUAUAGUGUUUUAUAACUGUAGUUGUGUGGAAGUAACUGAUGCCCAGAACAAAAAUAAUUCAGUGAAUUUGGGUGAAUGCCCAAGAGACAAUCAAUGUGCAAAAAAAUUUUAUAUUUAUGUAAUUGUGCAAGUCUUGAAUUAUUUUUUCUCUUCAUUGGGAAGCACUCCAACUAUCAUGCUGGUUUUUAAAAAUGUUCAACCUGAGCUGAAAUCCCUUGCGGUGGGUUUCCAUUCACUAACUAUACGAGCAUUAGGAGGAAUUCCAGCUCCUAUAUAUUUUGGGGCUCUGAUUGAUAAAGCUUGUAUGAAGUGGUCCACCAGCAGCUGUGGGAAGCGAGGAUUUUGCCGGAUGUAUAAUUCUACAUUAUAUGGAAAUACCUACUUGGGCUUGAUUGUAAGCUUAAGAUUUUCAGCACUUAUUCUGCUUGUUGUAUUAGUUUUCACUAUGAAGAAAAUAUAUCAAGGAAAAAACACCAAGGCAUCAGAAAAUGGAAGAAAAGAUAUGAAUGAAGCAAACUUAGAACCCUUAAAUAGUGAUGGAUAUUUUGUACCUUCUUCCAGAGCAGACAAUGAAACACAUAUGUAAGGAGAAGAAGAAAAUUAUGUUGCUGUGUUUUAAACCAACAUUGUAUUAAAUUAGUAUGAUGUUAUUUUGA